Micropterus dolomieu (smallmouth bass) is the source of this 3661-nucleotide messenger RNA. Its product is annotated as phosphatidylinositol 3-kinase regulatory subunit gamma-like. Gene Ontology annotation, biological process: insulin receptor signaling pathway; phosphatidylinositol phosphate biosynthetic process. NCBI's taxonomy places the organism in Eukaryota, Metazoa, Chordata, Actinopteri, Centrarchiformes, Centrarchidae. Gene Ontology annotation, molecular function: 1-phosphatidylinositol-3-kinase regulator activity. The coding region runs from base 313 to 1716 and encodes 467 amino acids. Gene Ontology annotation, cellular component: phosphatidylinositol 3-kinase complex. The record is from RefSeq and is a predicted model, not a curated record. The transcript is spliced from 10 exons.
AUGAAGUAAAGUAGAGCUCCGCGGCACAGCGAGGAGGCAUGAACUGACAAUCUCUCUCUCUCCCUCUGUCUGAAGAAAAAAAAGCCAAGUUAGACAGGCUAUGUUCAGACAACACAUUUGGACUUUGGGAUGUUUUAUGGACUCGGGAUCGAAGGAGUUUUCCUUUUGUCCACAUUUAUAUAGGACGUGGCGUCUGCGACUAGCCUAAAUUAGGUUCAUUUACGGCAAAAGAAACGUGCAUUUCUUUUCUCAUUUUUUUUAGCGACGCGCAAAAACAACAACAGCAACCUGGACUACUCUUUUGGAACAGGAAUGGUUUAUCCUUCCGGAGGUUUAUUCUACAUCGAAAUGGAUCAAGCACCACCAGCUCUCCCUCCCAGGUCAACAAAGCCCGUGCCCUCCACCGUGAACAACAACUGCCUUUUGCCACCUGCGUGUUCGUUACAGGAUGCUGAAUGGUACUGGGGAGACAUAGCCAGGGAUGAAGUAAAUGAGAAGCUCCGAGACACACCUGAUGGCUCCUUUCUGGUGCGUGACGCGUCCACAAAGCUGCAAGGAGACUUUACCCUGACAUUAAGGAAAGACGGGCACAACAAGCUGAUCAAGAUUUACCACCGUGACGGGAAGUACGGCUUCUCAGACCCCCUCACAUUCACUUCAGUGGUGGAGCUCAUUUGGCACUAUCAGCACCAUCCGUUGGUGGAAUACAACGCCACACUGGACCUAAUGCUCACCCAUCCUGUGUCCCGCUUCCAGCAGGUUAAAGAGGACAAUGUUGAUGUCGCUGGAAGAAAGCUGAAGGAGGUUCACAGUCAGUAUCAAGAGAAGACAAAAGAGUUCGAUCGUCUUUAUGAAGCUUUCACGAAGACCUCACAGGAGAUCCAGAUGAAGCGAACAGCUAUUGAGGCCUUUAAUGAGACGAUGCUGAUCUUCGAGGAGCAGUGUCGUGAACAGGAGCGUUACGGAGAGGAGUUUGAGAGGAACAAUCAGUCUGAGGGAGCCGACAAAGAUCUGGAGAGCUUUCUGAUAAAUUAUGAGAAGCUGAAGUGUCGCCUUGGGGAGAUCUACGACAGCAAAAUCCAUCUGGAGGAAGAUUUGAGAACGCAGGUGGAGGACUACAGAGAGACAGACAGGAAAAUGAACAGCUUGCGGCCUGACCUCAUCCAACUACGCAACAUCAGAGACCAGUACCUCAACUGGCUCAAUCACAAAGGUGUACGGCAGAAACGCAUAAAUGAUUGGCUGGGGACGCAGAGUGAAAGCCUUGAUGACACAUACGUGUUAAAGGGAGACGAGAAGAACUUGCCACAUCAGGAUGAGACGAGUUGGUUUGUUGGUGAACUGAGCCGGACGCAGGCCGAGGAGAUGCUUCAGGGGAAAGCUCCUGGAACGUUCCUCAUCCGUGAGAGCAGCAAACAGGGAUGCUACGCCUGCUCCGUUGUUGUGAAUGAGGAAGUGAAGCAUUGUAUGGUCUACAGCACACCACACGGAUACGGCUUUGCUGAGCCCUACGACGUCCACUGCUCACUGAAAGACCUUGUCCUGCACUAUCGCCUGCACUCCUUAGCCCAACACAAUGACGCCCUGGAUGUUCGGCUGUCACAUCCAGUACAUGCCAAAGCUGCAGCCACGCCUUCUCAACACGCAGAGGAACACAAACUCUUACAGACUCCAAAACACACAGCGGGGCUCCCGCCUGCCGCUCCAGAAAUGUAAUCCAAUGGAAAGAGACAAAAGGACAUGUUUACUGUAUCCUGCGAGAAUGACUGCAUCGAGGUGCAUUGUGUAAUGUUUUGCACUACAGUGAUUCCAUCGGUUUUUGUGAAUGGGAUUUCACAGAUUGAAGUGGGACCGGAACUUGAAUGUCAGCUUGAACUUCUUUAAAAAAAAAAAAAAAAAAAAGUUAAUGCUUUUUUUGUUAUUUCAUUUAUUGCCAUAUGUUUAAUGGACAGCUUUCGGUAGGGAUGAACCAGAAAAUUGCUCACUGACAUCAGGUGCUGCACCUUUGUUUGACUUUUACAACCAGAGUUGAUGUUGCUAGAGAUGUCUGUCCAUUUCCCUAGUUAAGACUUAUUCAGUUCUGAAUUUGCCCAGUAGGUUAGAAAUCUAUUUGGUUACUAUAGAGUUAUAGCUGUUCCUCAUCCCUGAGUAUGUGAUUGCACAUUUUGAGCACAGGUUUUUUUUUGCAAGCAGAUAAAUCAUAUUUAUUAGAGAAAUUAUUUAUCAUGCAAAAAAGUAAAAAAAAUCUAUUUUAUCAUCUCAAUGUGUACAUUUUUAAUAAAUCUAAAUUUAACAUAUUAUUUUGUUGGCGUCCCUACUCCCCUAGUAACAAAUAAUACUUCUAGCAAUCAGAUUGGACAUAAAACAGCCAAUCAGAAAUUACCUACAGACAAACCCAAGCACCUCCAGCAAAGAGAUGUCUAGAGCAAGAGAAACACUGAUGUGGUGUCCAUGGGUUUGUAAGCACAGAGAGCAGGGACAUUGAGAGGGGAAUUAGUAAAACUGAGUGAAAAAAUGUCUUCAUUGUGCACUUAUGUCCAUAAUAGGAAACUAAUAAAUGUACUGAGCACAAAAUAGAUUUUUUUUUUAAUUCUUCGUUGCUUUAAUAUUUUUUCUCCAAAAUAGAAUUUAUGUGAUUGCAAAAAAUAUUUUUCUGUGCUCAAAAUGUCCCUUGCACACUUAGGAAUGAGGCACAAAUAUAACCCCAUAGGUUACUACUAUGUAGUGCAUUUGUGAUGGAGGGAAAAUGGUGCUGUAAACAGGCUGUUUCCGUCUUAUCGGUUUGGUGGACCAAACCAUUUUUGGGUAAAUGCCACGUGUGAAUAUGUGAAAAGUCGUGGUGCAUCUUGACUAUUUGCCCCUUCCUUAAUAGACAUUCAUAUACAGUGGAUAAUUAUGUAGCAUUAACAUCUUGUAGAAUACCAUUGUACGAGCAUACUCAAUGUUAAACCCAUUGACCAAAGCGCUUAAUAGUAAGCAAAACUACAUCCCUGUUAAGUCCGGUAAUUGCAUUUGGGCAAGGGGAGGGCAAUUUAUGUACACCUGCUGAUGUGCUGAUCAAAACGUAAUCUGAAGUACUGUAUGUUAUAUUCUGUUACUCAAAGAAGUAUAAGCUUUUUGUAUUCUAUAUAUAUUUUUUCUACAAACAUGCCACAAGAUGAAAGCUUGAAGAAAGUGCAAUCCAACAGUAUUUCUAUUGUUGCAAUGUAUGACGAUGAUGAUGGUGGUGAAGGUAAUGCUGUUAUGAGAGGUUGACAUUUUGAACACAAAAAUGCACUCUCUUUGGUGGUGUCGGUAUGAUGUGGCCUCCGAUGUUUGUGUGAACUGCCAGAGGUCCGGAAGUAUCCUGCCUCCAUUACUUGAACUGUGGCAUUGCUCGAGCUAUGAAUGUUUUUCAUGACAUGCCGCCUACAUAGCUUAAGAGGAAAGGAAUCCAUGUUGAACUUGGCACAUUUUUCAAGUUUGAGGACAAUAGAUACUCUGUACAGAAAAAGUGUAAAAUUUAUUUCUGAGGUUGGUUUAUGGAAGGAGGGUGAUUAAGCCUCUUAUAAAAAUAUAACUCCACUGGGGCAUUGAGGAAACUCCUUGGGUGAAGCUAAGCAGUGUGAGAUCCUGACCUUUUUCUUGCUGAAAGACAAUAAACUGAUGAGGGUUUUGUCAA